UAUAUAUUUUCAGGUUUUUCAACUAUCAUCGCUAAAACGUAUUUUUUGAUUUGUUGCAGACCUAGUGGUGAUUUUCUUUAGAAAAAUAUAUUUGCAUUGUGGAAAAUGGCUCGCUCGAAAAAUCGUUCGGAGUCUGGCGAUUCGGAUAAAGCUGAAAAGAAACAGCGCGGACGCGAGAAAGAACGCAAGAAGCGUAGCUCUAGCAGCAGCGAUAGCAGCUCAUCGGACAGCAGCUCGUCACGCAGUAGUUCUGGUUCACGUUCCAGCUCCUCCAGCAGCUCGUCUUCAUCUUCCAGCUCGUCGUCCUCAUCGAGUAGCGGAGCUGAACGAUCGCGGCCCAAGCGGAAAACUGCAACCAGAUCUCGCUCGCGUAGUGCCAGUCCGCCUGCAAAGGAACCUCCAAAGGAUAUCAAACCUAUUCUACCGAAAAUAAAAGAACGUAAUGACCGACGCACUCCAGAGCGUGAUAAUGACAACAAAGAAAACAAACAGAUUAAACCGACGAGUCCGCAAGAUCGAGCAGCUAAGGAUGCCCGUAGCCGUCGAUCCCGUUCAGGAUCUUCGAAGCGUAGAAGGAAGGAACGUUCCGUCACCCCACGUCCCACACGGAUACAUGUCGGUCGAUUGACAAGAAAUGUUACUAAAGACCAUAUUCUAGAAAUUUUCAGCACCUACGGUGAAAUCCGUAACGUAGAUUUUCCGACAGAUCGUUUUCAACCGUUUACUCGUGGCUACUGUUACAUAGAUUUCGCCAACCCAGACGGAGCCGAAAACGCAUUGAAACAUAUGGCCGGCGGGCAGGUGGAUGGCCAGGAAAUAACUGCCGUCGCCGUGUUGGUGCAGAAAACACGUCCCCCGAUCCGUCGUCCAUCGCCGAUUAUGAGAAACAAUAGGCCGCCUCCCCGUUGGCGGGCAUCUCCGAUGCGCUACAGACGUCGCGAUCCGAUGCGACGCAACAGCCCCCGGCGUCGACGUUCCCGCAGCCCAAUCAGAAGGCGACGUCACAGCAACAGCUCGGAUAGCUCUCGCUAAACCACCGGAACCGGUCAUUUGCUUUCGUGUGGGUUUCGAUGAGUUUUUUUUAUUGAUUGCUAUUAAUAAUAUUUCUUAGAUGAAUAGGAAUUAUAUUGCACUUGAUUGACGGAAAGUCUUUUUUGUCUUUGUCACUUUUGAGUAGGAAACCCCGCGUUUGCGGGGUAAUAAUCUGAAGGAUAAAUGAAAAAUAUUGUUUAAUAAAGCAUACAGCCCGAUCACAUUCAAUUACUAAUAAAGCUUCACUA
This is a messenger RNA of Sabethes cyaneus, 1280 nucleotides long. It is a transcript of the gene RnpS1, whose product is annotated as RNA-binding protein with serine-rich domain 1-A. Gene Ontology annotation, biological process: mRNA splicing, via spliceosome. NCBI's taxonomy places the organism in Eukaryota, Metazoa, Arthropoda, Insecta, Diptera, Culicidae. Gene Ontology annotation, molecular function: RNA binding. The record is from RefSeq and is a predicted model, not a curated record. Gene Ontology annotation, cellular component: nucleoplasm; cytoplasm; ASAP complex. The transcript is spliced from 3 exons. Bases 106 to 1032 code for a protein of 308 amino acids.